AUAAGACCCUCUUGGAAGAAGAAUGCGAUCACAUUGAAAAAUAAAUAACUCAUUGUGUUGCCCUGCGCCGCUCGAACCUGACAGAGACGCUCUCCAAAAUGCAGCAACAUCUUAUCCUAUCUAUUUUUCUGGCAUUCUUUUUAAAAAUCUGCACCGGUGCAGAUUGGUGCUACCAGUCCCAACAUACCUGUGACACCCCUUGUAAUGGACCUGAGAAGUGGGAUCAUGUUAACAGAGUCUGUGCAGGCGAUAACCAAUCCCCCAUCAACAUCGUCCACAGGAAGACCGUACCAGACAAACGCCUCACACCCUUCCAGUUUAAACAGUACCAGGAUUCCUUCCAAGGCACGAUCAAAAACAAUGGACACUCUGUGCAGGUGAACGUGCCUCACGAUGCCUAUGUGAUUGGUGGAGACCUGGAGACGCCCUAUAAGGCAGUGCAGUUCCACCUGCACUGGGGCAAGAACGGAGGACCAGGGUCAGAACACACCAUCGACGGAGAGCAGUACUCCAUGGAGCUGCAUAUUGUUCACAUGAAACAGCAGCACUCCAACUUGGGAGAUGCCUUGAAAGAUCCAUCCGGAGUUGCAGUCCUGGGAUUUUUCUACGAGGAAUCUCUCAGUGAAAACCGAAAAUAUGACCCCAUUGUAAAAGCUCUCCAGAGCAUCAAGACGACUCAUGCUCAAGCCACUCUGAGUGCUGUGUCUCUGGAGCAGCUGAUUCCUCCCCAGCAGAACCUGACCAACUACUACCGUUACAAAGGCUCCCUCACCACCCCCAACUGCACUGAGUCCGUGGUCUGGACCGUGUUUGAGAAGCCCAUUCCUCUCAGCAAAAACCAGCUGCGUAAGUUUUCAGAUCUCCAGUUUAAGGACGGCAAGGACAUGGUGAAUACUUUCCGGCCGGUGCAGCCCCUGAACCGCCGCGUAGUGUAUCGGUCUGGAGGCGCAGUGGCACUGGCUGGCGCCGCGCUCCUCGUGGCUUCCGUCGCCAUGGCGAUGGGACUGUCACAGCCCAACUAGAGGAAGGCCGAGCGAGCCGCACCACCACCACCACCAGCAUGAACACCAUGAGUUCUCAGAACCAACCCGCCAAAUAAACGAACUAAACUAAAAGUACAGCAUCAAUCAACCAACAUCCAUGCCCUAACCUUUGAAAACUCUCAGCCUGAAAACCAACAUGCCCCAGACCCCUUUACAAUGACCUAUAGGGAUUAAUUCCUUCUCAAACUUUAGUAUUAGAGCUCUCGAGUUCACGAGUUCUGCAGUUCAUAAGUUCAACAUCCCUCCCUGUUCAAUGUCAGGUCAAUUUAGAGUCCUCAGUCUAAAGUUACAAUACAAAAUGUGAGGACCCUCUACUCUGUGUUCAGGUGGUCGGGCUGCUGCUAUAGGCUAAACAUAGAGGCCUAUACAUCCAUGACCUGAUUGGCACUGGACUGGCAAGUGAUCAUGUUCUUGAAUGGAACGUGUGGAUGGUGGCUAGUCGCUAUUAAUAGCUAGCAGUCAUAAAUACUUUCCAGUCUCCAGAUUAAAACCGAGGAGAGAAAUGCCAUGGCCUGAUCUUUCCCUCUGCAUUGCCAAGUCCAUGAACUCCCGUUAUCACAACCACCGUCACCGAUUAGGUGAGCAUUCUAUUGCCACCCACCACGGGCCCCGGGGCAACAUUAUCUAAGGGGUAAGGAGGACGGAGGUCCCCAUAGCAACACGUGAAUCACUCACCCAGGGGCCCAGGGGUAACUAAAAGACACAGGCUGACCCAUGAGGAACACAACACACCAUAGUGAGUGUUAAAGUGUUUAGAGGCUGGACUGUCCCUGUCCCGACUCCCAACCCCCCUAGUCACACAUGAGUUCCACCAGGAGGAAGAGGAGGUGGAGGAAGAUGAUGAUGCGGAGUUGGAGUGAUGAGCUUUCCGGCUCCCUCCAAAACUGCUCUGACAAUAGGUCAUGAGGCGUUUGACAUCGGCGAUUCUGAACACACAGAAGAAGACUAGAAGCUGAAAUAGGGAGUGGACACAGCGAAUAUUUAAAAUAACCAACUAAUUGAUUGAUAAAUAGACAGAUAGAUGAAUUGAUUGCUUGAUUGACAGAUUGAUUGAUACUUAUUUGACCAAAUGUCAUUAUAGUUUUAUGACCAAUUAUCCAUAUCCAAAUGUUUAGCAUGGAUCUGCAUGUUGUCUCUCUCUCUCUCUCUCUCUCUCUCUCUCUCAUGCUGUAACAGAGCAAGAGAACCAUAGAGACUGUGCACACUUUCUACCUAAGCCACUUCAGAAACUGUAUACUUCUCCACCAGCUCGGCCAAUUAAACUGUCCCUUUUGAGAACAUGUGACUUGUGUUCACGGCUUAUAUUACAGGGUCUUGAAUGCACUGAAUGUUACCUACUGUGAAUUAUUUACUCCAAUAUGAUCAAGACAAGACUGAUGUACAGAUUGAACUAGGAAUAUUAAUUAUAUACAUGUUCCGUUUGUUUCAUAGCGCACCAAUGUUAUAUUACAUUUAUAUACUGUGUAAUGUGGACACGUAUUUGUGUACUGUAUGUGUAUUGAUAUAUAUAUAUAUAUAUAUAAGGACAUACUGUUGAUGUUAUUUAUAUACAGCUUGGUGUUUAAAAGUUUAUAUAUAAUGAUUGUUUAUGCCUUGGCCAAGUCUCCCUUGAAAAAAGAGACUCUGGGUCUCAAUGGGCUUUUCCUGGUUAAAUAAAAGUUCAAUAAAUAAACAACUAUAUAUAUAUAUAUAUAUUUCAGAAAGAAAACCAAUCCCCCCCCCAAAAAGGGAAAUGGAUUACAUUAAGCAAGUGGUUUCUGACCAAUUCAAAAUAUGUCUUGAAAUGUUCAGAAGUAUUGAACGUUUGAGUUUGUUGUAAAUGUUUGAAAAUGUUAUACGCGAUAUGGAGAAUGGUGUUCCGAUUGAAUAAACCACUGACAUGCCUGA
Oncorhynchus tshawytscha (Chinook salmon) is the source of this 2930-nucleotide messenger RNA. Its product is annotated as carbonic anhydrase 4-like. The transcript is spliced from 8 exons. The record is from RefSeq and is a predicted model, not a curated record. Bases 99 to 1022 code for a protein of 307 amino acids. Gene Ontology annotation, molecular function: carbonate dehydratase activity; zinc ion binding. Gene Ontology annotation, cellular component: plasma membrane. Lineage: Eukaryota; Metazoa; Chordata; Actinopteri; Salmoniformes; Salmonidae.